UUUUUUCUUGCAGUAGUUCAUUUCAAGUUUUCAACUGAAACACUCUCUCUCUAGGUUUACUCAUAAUCAGCUGCUCUGUCCGCCCGCCAUUGGUAGCAAUGGAGAGAGCAGCUUUCCUCCGCUCUCUCUCUUGCUCCCCGCUCGCCUGCUCCCGCUUCUUCGUCCGUUCCGCCCACAGGCUCUCUCCCCGCUCCUUCCCUCGCAGCACCCACACCCGUCCCAUCCCCCGCGGGCGCCCCCUGCACCUCCGCCGAUGGAGACUGCUCCCUGCAUCAUCAUCAUCACCGUCUACUUCUUCCAUUCGAUUCAGCAGGCACUUCUCCUCUCUCUCACCUCGUGCAGUCGCCAGUCCCACCCAACCUUCUCCGGAGAUCAUUGGUGUCUCUGAUGGUGUUGCCGAGAAGUAUGGGUUUGAGAAAGUUUCGGAAGAAUUCAUCAAAGAGUGUAAAUCGAAGGCUACUCUCUUUAGACACAAGAAAACGGGGGCUGAAGUCAUGUCUGUCUCAAAUGAUGAUGAGAAUAAAGUUUUUGGCAUUGUUUUCCGCACACCACCAAAGGAUUCAACUGGAAUUCCUCACAUUCUCGAACACAGUGUGCUGUGUGGCUCGAAAAAGUAUCCUUUGAAAGAGCCAUUUGUCGAGCUUUUGAAAGGAAGCUUGCACACUUUCUUGAAUGCUUUCACGUAUCCUGAUAGGACUUGCUACCCUGUUGCUUCUACGAAUACGAAGGAUUUCUAUAAUUUAGUUGAUGUUUAUCUGGAUGCUGUCUUCUUCCCUAAAUGUGUAGAGGAUAUUCAAACAUUCCAACAGGAGGGUUGGCACUAUGAGCUGAACAAUCCAUCCGAAGAAAUUUCAUAUAAAGGCGUUGUCUUUAAUGAGAUGAAAGGCGUCUAUUCACAGCCUGACAGUAUAUUAGGGCGGGCCUCACAACAGGCUCUUUUUCCAGACAAUACAUAUGGUGUCGACAGUGGAGGUGAUCCGCAAGUUAUUCCCAAAUUGACUUUUGCGGAAUUCCAGGAAUUCCACCGGAAGUAUUACCACCCCAGUAAUGCCAGGAUAUGGUUUUAUGGUGAUGAUGAUCCAAAUGAACGUCUGCGUAUCCUGAGUGAGUAUCUAGACCAGUUCGAAGCAAAUCCUGCUGCCAAUGAAUCAAAGGUGGUACCACAGAAGCUCUUCUCAGAGCCAGUGAGAGUUGUUGAGAAAUACCCUGCUGGUGAAGACGAUAAUGGGAAGAAGCAUAUGGUUUGCUUGAAUUGGUUGCUCUCUGAUAAGCCCUUAGACUUGGAAACUGAGCUUGCACUUGGAUUCUUGGAUCAUCUUAUGCUGGGAUUUCCUGCUUCUCCAUUGAGGAAAAUCUUGCUUGAAAGUCGUCUUGGGGAUGCCAUUGUGGGUGGUGGAAUUGAAGAUGAGCUCUUGCAGCCUCAAUUUAGCAUUGGUUUGAAGGGAGUCUCUGAAAAUGACAUUCCAAAGGUUGAAGAAUUGAUAAUGAAUACCCUCAGAAAGUUAGCAGAUGAAGGCUUUGAUACAGAUGCUGUGGAGGCUUCCAUGAACACAAUCGAGUUCUCUCUAAGGGAAAACAAUACUGGAUCAUUUCCUCGGGGCUUGUCUCUAAUGCUUCGUUCUAUUGGUAAGUGGAUAUAUGAUAUGAGUCCUUUCGAGCCAUUAAAAUAUGAGGAACCGUUGAUGGCCCUGAAAGCAAGAAUAGCCAAGGAAGGCUCCAAAGCAGUCUUCUCUCCGCUAAUAGAGAAGUACAUAAUGAACAAUCCGCAUCUUGUUACUGUGGAAAUGCAGCCUGAUCCUGAGAAAGCUUCCCGUGAUGAAGCCGCUGAGAAAGAAAUCCUAGAAAAAGUUAAAGGUAGUAUGACAGAAGAAGAUCUAGCUGAGUUGGCUCGUGCUACAAUGGAGCUUCGUUUAAAGCAGGAAACUCCAGACCCACCAGAAGCAUUGAAAACUGUCCCAAGCCUCUCUCUGCAUGACAUUCCUAAAGAGCCUAUUCGUGUUCCUACCGAGGUUGGAGAUAUUAAUGGGGUAAAAGUUCUGCAGCAUGAUCUCUUUACGAAUGACGUUCUUUACACUGAGGUCGUCUUCAAUAUGAGUCCACUGAAACAAGAACUUCUUCAGCUGGUACCACUUUUCUGUCAGUCCCUGCUGGAGAUGGGUACUAAGGACUUAAGUUUUGUACAACUAAACCAAUUAAUUGGAAGAAAAACUGGUGGGAUAUCUGUAUACCCAUUCACAUCAUCAGUGCGUGGAAAGGAGGAUCCUUGCAGCCAUCUGAUUGUUCGAGGCAAAUCUAUGGCUGGGCGUGCUGAUGACCUCUUUAAUCUGGUUAACAUCAUUCUUCAAGAGGUUCAAUUUACUGAUCAGCAGCGAUUUAAGCAGUUCGUUUCACAGAGCAAAGCAAGAAUGGAGAAUCGUCUGAGGGGCAGUGGCCAUGGGGUCGCAGCUGCUAGAAUGGAUGCAAAACUGAAUGUUGCUGGGUGGAUUUCUGAACAAAUGGGUGGUGUCAGCUACCUGGAGUUUCUUCGUUCUCUUGAAGAGCGAGUGGACCAAGACUGGGAUGGAAUUUCUUCAUCACUGGAAGAGAUUCGCAAGUCGCUGGUGUCUAAGAGCAGCUGUCUAAUAAAUAUGACUGCUGAUGGGAGGAAUCUAAGGGACACAGAGAAGUUUGUCAGCAAAUUCCUUGAUUCGCUUCCCACGGAUUCACAAGUUGGAAAUAACUCUUGGAGAGCACGCCUUCCUCCAGAAAAUGAAGCUAUUGUGAUACCUACUCAGGUUAACUAUGUCGGAAAAGCAGCAAAUAUCUAUGAAAAUGGAUAUCAACUUGACGGAAGUGCUUAUGUUAUCUCAAAGUACAUUAGCAAUACGUGGUUGUGGGAUCGUGUGCGUGUGAGUGGUGGGGCCUAUGGCGGAUUUUGCGACUUUGAUACACAUUCAGGAGUGUUCUCCUUUUUAUCUUAUCGGGACCCAAACUUGCUAAAGACUCUUGACAUUUACGACGCUACUGCUGAUUUCCUACGAGAGGUGGAAAUGGAUGAUGACGCCCUGACAAAAGCAAUUAUUGGAACUAUUGGAGACGUAGAUGCUUACCAGUUGCCUGAUGCCAAAGGCUACAGCGGUCUCUUGCGGUAUCUGUUGGGGAUUACAGAAGAAGAGAGGCAGAAGAGACGUGAGGAAAUCUUAUCGACCAGUGUGAAGGAUUUCAGGGAGUUUGCAGAUGCCAUUGAAGCAGUCAGGGGAAAAGGAGUGUCUGUAACUGUGGCAUCUCCAGAUGAUGUGGAAGCUGCAAACAAAGAGCGUGCAGGCUACUUCCAAGUGAAGAGGGUUCUGUAGUGUAGGUAGCAGUAUACUUUAUUCCUCGAUAGCCAAAAAAAAGGUACGAAAAGGGACCUUUGGAUCUGAUUAGCAGCACCGAUGAUGGUUCUUAUGAAAGAAUAUUGCCAGUUGAAUGAGAUGAAUGGGGAGCUCGGAGGAGCCUCGAUCUCGAGUUUUUGUGGCUCCUGCUGGACAGGGGCUUUAAGAGAUGGGCCUUCCCAGGUGCUUGAAGUGUUUUCCUGAAGCUGUUGCUCUCGAAGCCAGUGCUGUUGGCCCAAUAUUAGACAGCACAAGAACAUUGAGAAUGAGAAAUUGUUAAAAGGUUGAAGGAGAGCUUAUUUAAUGCCCCAAAUAAAAGCCACCCAAUUGAAAGGAUCUUUCUUUUUUUUUCUUUUUUCUUUUUUCCUUUUUAACCAAUCGCUAAUUAGGUCAUGUCUGAUCGAUGGCAAAGUUAAGGUAUGUUCUAUCUUGAUGGAGGUCGCCGGCAAUAAAAGCCGCUCUCUUUUUCAGCACUUAAUGGAGGUCUGUGCCGGUGGUGCCCUCACCGCUACUUCGGUCUGUCCUCACCGCUUCGUUCCCACCAAAUUGUUGAAUUUUCACUUACUCUGCAUCUUA
Molecule: messenger RNA, 3929 nt
Organism: Punica granatum (pomegranate)
Lineage: Eukaryota; Viridiplantae; Streptophyta; Magnoliopsida; Myrtales; Lythraceae
Source: RefSeq, a predicted model, not a curated record